AUGAGCCAUCCACCGAGCAACCCACUGGCGGGUGAAGAGUACGAGCUCACCAGCACAGCUCCACCGCUCGAGCGCAAGACAUCCCGCACCCGCACGCUCACACUGCAUGCAAACCAGGGUUCGACACUGCUGUUCGCGGCGCCAGGACAGGCUGGGCCAUCGCGCCGGCGGGUUACGCGGCGGGUGAGCUCAAACGCGGCUCCAGACUCGCCGCGCGAGGCCAAAUAUAACCGCACGUUCUUCCUCGAGGAGGAUCUUGACCAACUCGGUCAGCAGCGCGAGGAAGUAAGCCUGCCCGACUUUGGACACAUGCUCGGUUUCGACGUUGGCGAGGACCACUUUGCCGUUGCAGCUGCGAUGCGCAGCGCGUGGAAGAGAAAGCUCUACCUGCUCAUGGAGGAACCAGGCAGCGGGCGUGAGGCGUUCUUCGUGCACAUCGCAGUCACCGGCGCCAUCUUCUUCAGCGUCGUCCUCACGACGUUCUCGACACUGCCCACGUUCCACACCAACCCCAUCUCUGUGCGCGUGCUCUUCGGGUUCGACACGACCAUCGUCUUACUCUUUACUGCCGAGUACCUUGCACGCUCGUUCGCUCACGCGGACUCGUGGGCACAGUACUACCGGUGGGCGACGAGCUUUUUCGCCAUCCUCGACCUACUUUCGAUCCUGCCCUACUACAUCGAGCUCGCACGGCAACAAGACACGUCGAUCCUCUUCCGCUUCAGCAUCCUGCGCACGUUUCGGCUCCUACGCGUCUUCCGCGCGUUCCGGUACCAGAGCCAGAUGUUACUGACCAUCGAGGUAAUGUACGUCGCUGUCCGUCGGUCAAAGGACGCACUCGUUGCGAUCUCCUACUUCAUCUUCCUGGUCCUGGUGCUGUUCUCGACACUCAUCUACUUUGCUGAGCGUGGGGUAUGGGACGCGACACUCGGCGCAUUCGUCGACCCGGACGGAGACGUGUCGCUCUUCGACUCGAUCCCCCAGACGGCAUGGUACGCGCUCGUGACGAUGAGCACGGCUGGAUACGGCGAUGUCGUUCCGAAGACUGCACUGGGAAAGAUCCUCUCCGUCCCGCUUCUCCUCUUCGGUCUUCUCCUCAUCGCGCUUCCGUCCUUUGUGCUCGGGCGCAACUUUGCGAUAGUCUACGACGCAAUGAUCUCAUUCCAGGCACAAGCUCCAUCGAUACAGCCGACACCGCGCCACUCGCUCGACUUGGACACGCCGCACGACGGCACGAUGACGCCGGUCCCUGAGGAGGCUGGGCCCCUGCUGCCUGUAUCCAACACAGUCAAGAGAGGCUCAUCGCCAAAUCCGGUCAAGAUGUGGGCGGGCGACCCGAACAAGUUCACCCCUCCGAUCCCUACUGUGCCAGGGAUACCGACCUCAUCGUCCAAGGCGGCGCGCGACAAGGACCUGACCAACACCAAGCUCGCCAAGAACCAGUACGUGUUGUUGGAGAAGAUCGAGGCGCUGCGCCAAACAGUCGAGACGCAGGGGGAGAUGAUGAGCGUACUGAUGGCUGCACUGGCCGAGAGCAACGGCGUAGAGAUACCGACAGGCAAGGGUAAGGGGAGGGCAGACCGAGGGGGCCAAGAUCAGGCGCCAUAUGAGGACAUGAGGUAG
Cutaneotrichosporon cavernicola is the source of this 1623-nucleotide messenger RNA. RefSeq lists its product as uncharacterized. Bases 1 to 1623 code for a protein of 540 amino acids. Gene Ontology annotation, biological process: potassium ion transmembrane transport. Lineage: Eukaryota; Fungi; Basidiomycota; Tremellomycetes; Trichosporonales; Trichosporonaceae. Gene Ontology annotation, molecular function: voltage-gated potassium channel activity. Gene Ontology annotation, cellular component: membrane. The transcript is spliced from 2 exons. The record is from RefSeq and is a predicted model, not a curated record.